Sitophilus oryzae (rice weevil) is the source of this 422-nucleotide messenger RNA. RefSeq names its product endocuticle structural protein SgAbd-6-like. The transcript is spliced from 3 exons. Gene Ontology annotation, cellular component: chitin-based extracellular matrix. The record is from RefSeq and is a predicted model, not a curated record. Gene Ontology annotation, molecular function: structural constituent of chitin-based larval cuticle. NCBI's taxonomy places the organism in Eukaryota, Metazoa, Arthropoda, Insecta, Coleoptera, Curculionidae. Bases 59 to 373 code for a protein of 104 amino acids.
GGAAGAAAAUGUCACAUCUUUUUAUACGUCAUUGCAAGCGGUUGUGCAAAUAAUCACAAUGAAAUUUAUUGUAUUACUUGCAUUGGGAUUGACAGCUGUGUUUGCUGCUCCUCAGCAAAGCUCGAGGGAUGCAACGAUUGUGAAAUAUGAAGCCGAUAAUGAUGGAUUUAGCGGAUAUAAGUUUAACUUUGAAACAUCCGAUGGAGUAUCCAGAUCGGAAACUGGCGAAUUAAAGAACGCAGGAACUGACAAUGAGGCUCUAGUCAUGCGCGGUACCAUUUCUUGGAUUGGAGCUGACGGUACUCCUUACACCAUCGAAUUUAUAGCUGAUGAAAACGGGUUCCAACCAAAAGGAGCACAUUUUCCUAAAUAAUUUUCUAUGUAUACUGUAUAUCUUGUAAAUAAAGCUAUAAAAAUAUGUU